AUGGUUCGCAUCAUCCUCCCCUCGGCGCUCUUCAUGGCCGGCCUCGCGGCGGCCGCCAUCUCGGUAGACGGCAGUUGCGGCGGCACGCUGGGCAACACGUGCCAGGACAGCGCGUUCGGCAACUGCUGCUCGGCCUACGGCUACUGCGGCAGCACGGCCAUCUUCUGCGGCGCGGGCUGCAACCCGGCCUUUGGCACGUGCGACGCCGGCCAGGCCGACACGACCAACGUCUCCCAGGACGGCAGCUGCGGCAACGUCGGCGGCAAGACGUGCCGCGGCAGCGUCUUUGGCGGCUGCUGCUCCGCCCACGGCUGGUGCGGCAGCUCCGACGCCUUCUGCGGCCCCGGCUGCCAGGACGCCUUUGGCUCCUGCAACGCCCCCUCCGCCACCGCCGCCAACGUCUCCCAGGACGGCGGCUGCGGCAAGGACCACGGCGACCAGACCUGUGCGGGCAGCCCGUUUGGUAGCUGCUGCAGCGCGUAUGGGUACUGUGGAAGCGGUGCUGAUUACUGCGGUCAGGGCUGCGAUGCUGCCUUUGGUACUUGCAGCGGUGCUUCGUCUGCUUCGUCUGCUUCGUCUGCCUCGUCGACCCAGUCGUCGACUCAGUCAUCGACUCAGUCGUCGACUCAGUCAUCGACUCAGUCAUCGACCCAGCAGUCCACAUCGCCUUCAUCAACCCAAUCGUCAACGUCGACUUUUGCUUCUUCGCAAUCGACUUUGUCGUCCGUCUCGGCCGAUUCCGCCACGAGUGUGACCUCGACCUCGACUUCGACCUCGACUUUCGCUUCUUCGCAAUCGACUUUGUCAUCUGCUUCGGCUGAUGCCACCACGGAUGCCACUUCAACCUCAGCCUCGACCUCUACCUCGGUUGAUGCCACUACUGAUGCGACGUCAAGCUCGACCUCGACAUCCGCCUCUGCCUCGGCUGACGCCACCACGGAUGUGGACUCGACUUCGACAUCUGCUUCAGCUACCUCUGCUACUCCUUCGUCUUCAUCCUCGUCGUCCUCUUCCACCGUCGCGACACAGCAGACCACGUUGAGAACCAGCACCGUCACCCCUACCACCUCCUCCAGCAGGUCAAGCACUAGCACUUCGUCCAGCUCGAGGACCAGCAGUAGCAGCAGCAGCAGUAGCAGCAGCAGCAGCAGCACUACUUCCAGGGCGUCCACCUCGUCUACUUCCACGUCCAGGACUUCUUCAUCCACUUCUUCCUCCAGGACUUCCACAAGCUCUACCAGUACCACCUCGACCACCUCGACCACCUCGGCAGCGCCUUCGUCGACCGUCAAGGUCAGCACCGACGGGAAAUGCGGCAGCACCAACGGUGGAACAACCUGCCCUGGAUCUCAGUGCUGCUCCCAGAACGGCUUCUGCGGCACCAGCGAUUCCUUCUGCGGGUUCGGGUGCCAGUCGGCGUUCGGCACGUGCGCGACCUGCCCGGGCCCCGUGUGCAGCAGCACGCUCAGCAAGGCGCCGACGUGCAACGGCGACAACGGCAAGUGCUGGGUGCAGAACGGCAAGAAGUUCUACGUCGACUGCGGCGGCAAGUCGGCGACGGGCGACGUCGUCGGGUCCGACGCCAAGGCCACCACGCUCGACGCCUGCAUCGUCGCCUGCUCAAAGAACGAUAGGUGCGUCGCCGCGAGCCUGUCCACCGCCGCCGGCCAGACCAACUGCCAGCUGCUCGGCUCCUACAACGGCAGGAGCACCAGCUCCGGCGCCGUCGGGCAGCUGGCUUAUGUCAAGCCUAGCACUUGCAAGUAG
Messenger RNA from Pyricularia pennisetigena, 1767 nucleotides. RefSeq lists its product as uncharacterized. Lineage: Eukaryota; Fungi; Ascomycota; Sordariomycetes; Magnaporthales; Pyriculariaceae. The record is from RefSeq and is a predicted model, not a curated record. Gene Ontology annotation, molecular function: chitin binding. The coding region runs from base 1 to 1767 and encodes 588 amino acids. The transcript is spliced from 2 exons.